AUGGCGACACGAUCACUGAGACCACCGAGUAUCGAUGAGAAGGCCCUCGCUGCGUCCGAAGUAUUUGGAUCAGCGACGAAUAUCAAUGACGAUGGGGCUCUGUAUAGGGACAGUGGCAAUGGAGAUGAGGAAGAUGUGUACAACGCUGAGCAGGAUCCGGAUGCCGACGACUCUGAUGAUGAAGAAGCCGCCGAUGAUGAUUAG
Molecule: messenger RNA, 204 nt
Organism: Penicillium lagena
Lineage: Eukaryota; Fungi; Ascomycota; Eurotiomycetes; Eurotiales; Aspergillaceae
Exons: 2
Coding region: 1-204 (67 amino acids)
Source: RefSeq, a predicted model, not a curated record